This is a messenger RNA of Xyrichtys novacula (pearly razorfish), 4354 nucleotides long. The record is from the annotation of a GenBank genome assembly. NCBI's taxonomy places the organism in Eukaryota, Metazoa, Chordata, Actinopteri, Labriformes, Labridae.
ACCGACCGCUGCUACAGCAAGCUAACAGGCCAAGCUAACCCAACCCGAUUUGAUGGAGGCUGACCGGUGGGCGUAAAACCACGAUGGUAUGGCACAGACAAGCUGCAGCGUAGAUCAAUCUGGACACGGAGUUUUUCCUCAAAUCCCUUUAUAUUGCUUAUAGUAAAUGUGAAUGGGGAAGAACGAUAUGCAGUGAGUACCGAUUUUCAACAGAAACAAUUCCAUCCCGCUAAAAGUUUGAAACCGCCAGGCCCACUGCUACUAGAGCUAGCUUAGCCGGUGUUACGUUGAAACUGGUGACCGUGUUAACUGGAGAUUUGUAGCCGAAUGCGUCCGUCUGCUUACACAGACGUAACCGGUUGAAAGUCGCCAUAUCAUAGACUCGCUUGUUUAGUUGUAACACCGGUUAGCUUGAUGCAGGUAUUUCAUGUAAAUGUAUAAACCUGCUGAAUAAAGACGUUUCUCUCCCUGUCUAACAUGUUUAAACUGACAGUUUGAGCGCUUUAACUGUUUCAGACCUCAGUUCCCACUUUAAUUCCCUACUUUACUUGCCAAUUAUGUACUUUCAGAUGCUGUGCUCAGAGGGUUGAUAUUGUCAUGGAAGUAAUGAUUUCUACUAAGACAUGCGUUAUCAUCUGUAACCAUUUGAAGUUCGCUUUUUAAAGUUCUUUUGGUCAUGAAGUUUGACAGAAUAAGGGGGAAAACUACGUGCAAGUGCCUCCUUUAACUGUGUGCAGUCUCAGGUGUGUGACGCUCGGUGUAAAUGUUGUUUUCAGGCUAUGAAGCGGGUUCGCACUGAGCAGAUCCAGUAUGCAGUGGCUCAGUACCUGAAGAGGAGGCAGUAUGUGGACACUGACGGCUCCUUGAAAGGGGCCAAGCUAUUCCAGUCACCUGAGGAGAUGGCUGCCGGCCUUACAGGUGAGCACAGGGGAAAGAAGAUAAUGAAGGUUGAGUAUAGUGCUUUUAACAUGAGGUGGCAAGAAACAACUGAAAGUGCCGUUUUCUGAACUUCCAGACGCAGUUGAUUAUACAUCCAGAAAAUAUGCAAGAAAGACAGAAUUCUGAGUUAAAGGACACAUUUCUACGCAAUAGGCUCUUAUCAUUAUGUUUCACUGUAUUUACCUGUCAUGUACAAGUUAAGCUAAGAAACUAGAAUGUCCGAAAAAUAAAAGUUCCUCAAUUCAAAAAAGGAAACUUCAUAUUGUCUGGAUCCACCAAGCACAAAGCGAAAUAUUUCAAGAUGUUAUUUUAUUUUAUUUUUUUUAAAUCUUGAUCACAGCUCACAUCUCACAAAACUCCGCUAUCUAAAAACAUCAGAAUUUCACAAAACAGCAAUCAAAUAAAGGAUUUAUAACAUAAAAAUGUCAGUCUACUGCAAAAUUCAGUUCAUUUCUGCUCCCAGUGCUUGGUUGGGGAUCUUUUUGCAUUUAUCACUGUGACGCAUCAUGGAGCUGAUCUGUCUGUGUCUCUGCUGGGAUUUUAUUUAAAUCCAGGUUACUCUGAUAGCUCCUUCAGCUCAUCUGUGUUUUUGUUCUGGUGUCUUUCAUCUUUCUUGUGAAAAUAUAAAGAUGACCAAAUAGUUGCAUUAAUCAUAUGACUUUAUCAAAGUGUAUGAACAGCUUUUCAAACCUUCAGAGAUCAUGACUCAGUAAAUGUACCAGUAAGGUGAGCUUGGGUGUGUGAGCUCUUUGAGAUGGCCUAACAGGUUUGAAAAUCAUUGAAAUUAUCUUUAUACAACCAGGUUCGUUAAUGUGCCUCUCCUGUUUUCUGGGUGUUCCGAAAUCACAGCUGUUGGGUAACAAAUGAAACACUUUACAAAGUGGACUACUCCAUGUAAUCCUCGCUGCUUUUGUCUCCUAUCUUCUCUCUCAUCCUGGUCCUGCGAGCAGUGCAGACAGAGUCUGGAUGUGCCAACAUUGUCUCUGCAGCACCCUGUCAGUCUGACCCUCAGCAGUAUGAGACCCAGUAUUCCAGGCUGCGCACUUUCCUGUCAGGUAUCACACUCACUUUACCUUUUGGCCCUGCAUAAUUUAGCAGGAGAUAAUUUACCAAAAGUUUGCAACUUAAAUAUUUUCUUUCAUGUCUUUUGAGAAAUCACCCAAAUCAUUUUAGAGUUCUUUUUUGUGUUCUGGGUGAUUGUGUUGUUGUGUGACAAAAACCUUUCAUGCUUUUCAUAUCUCCUCAAUCAGACACAGACAUAUCCUGGGCGAAGGAGGUCAGCAGCAUCCUAUACCCGCUCUUUGUCUACCUCCACCUGGACAUGGUGCAGUGUGGCCUGAAGGGGGCAGUGGAUGGCUUUUACAGUCGAUUCCACGGCGCAUUUCUCCAGGACAGCGAGCAGAGCACCAUCAUAGAGCAGCUCCGCCAUGUGCUCACAGCUCAGGACGUUGCAGCAAAUCCCAAACUGAGCGCCUUCCUGGAACACAAGUAUGUGGUUCACCUGACAGAGCCUGCCUACAACUACCUGCUGCGGUACCUGCAGAGUGAGGACAACAGCGCCCUUUGCAGGGCGAUAAGUGUACACCUACAGGUGGAGGUCUCUGCCUCAAGGCGGACAGACUACCAGCUUUAUGGAGCUGCAGGAGGGGCAGCAGCAACUCUUAACUCCACCUCGUCCUGGGCAGGAGUAGAUGGAGCAGAGGGUGGUGAGGGGGUGGAGGUCCCUGCUGGGAUCCCUCCAAACGAGGCGGCCCUGGAGGCUCUACAGGACUGCAUAAAGAAAGUGCGUGAGGGCCCCCCCACGCUCACCACUGUGUGUUUUUACGCUUUUCACCACACAGAGCAGAUGCUGAACACUGCCGAGGUCUCAGCUGACAGCCGGCUGCUGAGCGCCGGCUACAACAGCUCCACUGUGAAGCUGUGGAGCCUCCGGGCCAGAAAGCUGAAGGCCAAGCCGCAUCAAGCUGACGUGUCCCGUAUUCACCUGGUCUGUGACGUUUUGGAGGAGGAAGUAAGUUCACUAAGAGGGAAAUGAACAUAAACCAUAAAUCUUCAAAUGUAGAGGAAUUAGAUUUUAUUGCUGGUUUAUAUCUCAGUUCAAAGUGAGGGUCUGGUUCACACACUGUUCGCGUGGCUUCUGCAUCCACUAACUCUAAGCUAACUGAGCCACAAAGAUGUAGUUUAAUUCACAAAUGCGUGCAAUAAGUUUCCACUAACUGCACUACAGAGCGUCUCUCCACGCCGUUUGCAUUCACUUAAACAGCUCGUCUUCCGUUCAUCUGGAGCUAAUCUCUGUGAUGUUUGGUUUUUGAAACUGACUCUCUCUUUCUGUCGUUCCUCCUCAGGUGGACGAAGAGGACGGCUCAGGCAGUGAGAUUAAGACUCUUCGGGGUCACAGUGGCCCUGUGUUUCGCACUGCCUUCCUGACAGACAGCUCCGGCCUGCUCUCCUGCUCUGAGGACACCACCAUCAGGUACUGGGACCUGGGCAGCUUCACCAACACGGCACUCUAUCAGGGACACGCCUACCCGGUGUGGGACGUGGACGUCAGCCCCUGCAGCCUUUACUUCGCCAGCGGCUCGCACGACCGCACCGCUCGCCUCUGGACGUUUUCUCGCUCUUACCCGCUGCGGCUGUACGCCGGCCAUCUCUCUGAUGUGGACUGUGUCAAAUUCCAUCCAAAUUCCAACUACCUGGCCUCUGGCUCCACAGACAAGACUGUCCGCCUGUGGAGCACCCAGCAGGGGGCAUCUGUUCGCCUCUUCACUGGACACAGAGGCUCUGUAUUGUCGCUCGCUUUCUCUCCUAAUGGGAAGUACUUAGCAUCCGCUGGCGAGGACCAGAGGGUGAAGCUGUGGGACUUAUCAUCUGGGACACUGUUCAAAGAUUUACGGGGACACACGGACAGCGUCACCAGCCUGUCCUUCAGCCCGGACAGUAGCUUGGUGGCGUCCUCGUCUAUGGACAACUCAGUCCGGGUUUGGGACAUCCGGAACUCCCACGGAGGGACGCUAGCUGACGGCUCGUCCAGCGAGCUGGUGGGACUGUACACCGGGAACACCAGCAAUGUGCUGAAUGUCCAGUUCAUGGCCUGCAACCUGCUGCUGGUGACGGGGACGGCACAGGAGAAAACGGAGCAGUGACCUGAGCGGUGUCUGCGUUCGAAAGUGUGGAAAUGUUUGUUUAAAGAGUCUGACUGUUGAGCCAAACACAAACAUUCAAUGUCAGCACCUGCACAUGAAGCAGGAGUUUGUUUUUCUCUGUAGUUCUUAAGAUCGAAAGAAAGAUGCUGGAUAUAUUUUUUUGUACUUUAUAUGUUGAUUUACUGAAACAAAACAACAUGUCUUUGUUGUUGUAUUAAGAAAACAGAAGCAUCUUCAAUAGAUGUUAGUAUUAAAGAGUUCCUCACAUGCCA